GACUGACAAAAGGCAGUGCGUCUGGAGAGGUGGAGCCCAGAGUUGUCCAGAGCCUCUGCGAUACGCCCGCUCUCCCCUCCCACCCCCAGUGGAAGUGGUUCAGCCCUAGGACUUCUCAUUCAUAAAAAGAAAAGACUCCGCUAGGAGCGAGUGAGUCAGAACCGAAGCCGCCGACGCGGACCCCACAAAGCAGCCAGCCCAGGGCAUGUUCCGAGACUACGGGGAACCCGGGCCGAGCUCCGGGGCCGGCGGUGCGUACGGCGGCCCGGCGCAUCCCCCGGCGACAGGCCAGCAGGGGACCCCUUAGUCCGGGAUUAGUCCUAGCCCCGACAGGAUCAGAGAGGGUCUGAUCCAUCUCGGACUCACUUUCCGAGGUCCGGAGUCUGAGCCGCGGCCGCCGAGAUGUCCCUACGCACGGGAUCCACCGCCAGGCUAGCCCCGACAGACUGCGAAUCCUCGGCAGUCUGUGAUCAUCCGUGUGCCUGACCGUUUGUUUGUCCCUCCCCACCCCGUCGCCAAGUCCUCAUCCCCAUCUCGGUGCAGUGGAGCCUGGUGGGCUCCGGGAGACUGGCCCUUGACCCUUUUACGGGUUGGGGCCGGUGGAAACCGCGGGGUGCCGGAAGUGCGCGAGGUCCUGCAGCGGGCAACUCCCGCGCCCCCGACUCUCGGCCCCGAACGGCGCCCGCUGCGGGCUGGAGGGGGGGACCCGGGAGGCUGCAGGUGCCCAUUUCCGGUCGAGGGGCCGUGAGCACGUGUCGCUAGGGGAGGGAAGAAGCGGCGUCCGUUCCGCCGAGUCACGGCGGCCGAGUCACGGUGGCUGACUCACCCGGAGCGCCCCUCCCUUCCUGGCCCGGAGCGUCCCGGGCCCGGACAACCUCGGGAGCGGGAGAUGCUGCCGGCGGCACCUCGGCCCGGAACUGGGGUCACUGGGUCACUGUGCCCGCAGCGCUGAGCCGGGGACACUGCUGUCCAGACUUGCCUGGGCUUGAACCCAGUUCUCCUCCGGAACACUGAGCCCCCAUCUCAACCCAUUCCUCACGUUUCUGGCUGAAAGUAUCAUGACAGAAGUUCCACCUCGUGCCAAGCAUCAACACUGUGAGUGGCAGCCAGGAGCUCCAGUGGAUGGUUCAGCCUCACUUCCUGGGACCCAGCAGCUACCCCAGGCCUCUGGCCUACCCCCAGUACAGUCCCCCACAGCCCCGGCCAGGAGUCAUCCGGGCCCUGGGCCCAACUCCAGCAGUGCGUCGCCGGCCCUGUGAACAGAUCAGCCCCGAGGAGGAGGAACGCCGUCGAGUGAGGCGCGAGAGGAACAAGCUAGCCGCGGCCAAGUGCAGGAACCGGAGGAAAGAACUGACCGACUUCCUGCAGGCGGAGACCGACAAACUGGAGGACGAGAAAUCCGGGCUGCAGCGAGAGAUUGAGGAGCUGCAGAAACAGAAGGAGCGCCUGGAGCUGGUGCUGGAAGCCCACCGCCCCAUCUGCAAAAUCCCAGAAGGGGCCAAGGAGAGCGAAACCAGCGGCACAGGCAGUACCAGUGGCACCAGCAGCCCACCAGCCCCCUCCCGCUCUGUGCCUUGUAUCUCCCUUUCCCCAGGGCCUGUGCUUGAACCCGAAGCAUUGCACACUCCCACGCUCAUGACCACACCCUCCCUGACUCCUUUCACCCCCAGUCUAGUCUUCACCUACCCCAGCACACCGGAGCCCUGUGCCUCAGCCCACCGCAGGAGUAGCAGCAGCAGUGGGGACCCCUCUUCUGACCCCCUUGGCUCCCCAACCCUCCUGGCCUUAUGAGGCACUCCAGCCCCCACUCCCUGCGGGUGCCACCCUCACCAAUAUUUCCCUGCCCAUUGGUCCAGCUGGCCUGGACCAUAUCUCAUGUCCAACCCCAGCAGAUUCUUCUCCAUCCCUCCAGAUGAGACUGGGCAUAUUUUGCUUCCUGGUAGUGACAGCUUGGGGCUACCAAAGCUGCCCACUGUUUCUCUAGAGCUGGCCUCUCUAGCACAGUUUGCACUAAGUCAGAGACAAAAUGGUUCCUGUUUGUUGGAGAAAAUUCCGGGCAGCUCCCAAGGGACUUUGUAGAUUCUCAGAGGUCCUCUGGAGCCCUAAACCCCUGCAGAUCACCCCUAUAGUCAUCAUCACCCUCUUCCUGUGAUUCACCCAAUCCUACCCCUGACAGGAGGUGAUGCUCUACCCGCCGAGAACACUAACUCACCCAGCCCCACUGCCAGCAGCACCAGGUUAUUGAACCAGGACACUCUGCCAGCCCCUCCUAAAUGGAACAGCUCAGGAGGGUGCCAGAGGUUUCUGUGAUGAGCUGACCUGCAGCCCCCAGCUCUGAGAAGUCUUUAGCUCCAAGCCUCCACAGCGUGGGCAGCUGCUAUUUAUUUUCCUAAAGAGAGUAUUUUUAUACAAACCUGCCAAAAUGGAAUAAAAGCCUUGCAAGCUCUAGCCUGCUCUCAUUGGACCCAGAGGCUAAAGGGAGAAGAUUUGGAGCCAGAAGCCCUAGGCUCCCAUUUCAGCUCCACCAAUUCACUACAUGACCUUGGACAAAUUAUUUGAUAUUUCCGGACCUUGAUUUUCUUAUCUGACAAGUGAGGCUACGUCUGUUCUGCCUCAUCUCCAAGACUGAGAGGAGGAACAGAAGUGCUGUGAGGUGCCAAGCCAAGAGGAUUACCAUCCUCCUCCUGGUGGGGGCCCACAGCGCUCCCACAGGAGGGCACUGUUAUGCCCCUUCCAGCCUCCCGGGAGGAGGCUGAGUGGGUUUCAGGCCCCCAACACCUGCUUCCUGCCCCAUUGUCUUGGACAGGAAGGAGCCGGGAAGGGAGCUGGAGACACUUCAGGGGCUGGAUUACGGCCUGUCCUGGGGCCUGAUGGGGGGAGCCAGUGGCUUACCACGG
This is a messenger RNA of Balaenoptera musculus (blue whale), 2897 nucleotides long. RefSeq names its product FOS like 1, AP-1 transcription factor subunit (gene FOSL1). Gene Ontology annotation, cellular component: nucleus. The record is from RefSeq and is a predicted model, not a curated record. Gene Ontology annotation, molecular function: DNA-binding transcription factor activity, RNA polymerase II-specific; RNA polymerase II cis-regulatory region sequence-specific DNA binding. The transcript is spliced from 5 exons. Bases 1123 to 1791 code for a protein of 222 amino acids. Gene Ontology annotation, biological process: regulation of transcription by RNA polymerase II. Lineage: Eukaryota; Metazoa; Chordata; Mammalia; Artiodactyla; Balaenopteridae.